Molecule: messenger RNA, 1050 nt
Organism: Pipistrellus kuhlii (Kuhl's pipistrelle)
Lineage: Eukaryota; Metazoa; Chordata; Mammalia; Chiroptera; Vespertilionidae
Exons: 4
Coding region: 1-1050 (349 amino acids)
Biological process (GO): binding of sperm to zona pellucida
Cellular component (GO): acrosomal vesicle
Source: RefSeq, a predicted model, not a curated record
AUGUCACUGUCCCCUGCCCUUCUGGAACCUUCUCUCCCCCCAGCGCCUGCCCUUCUGGAACCUUCUGCCCCCCCACCCCCAGUGCCUGCCCUUCUAGAACCUGCUCUCCCCCAGCACCUGCCCUCUGGGACCUGCUGGAACCUUCUGCCCGCCCAGCACCUGUCCUUCUGGAACCUUCUGCCCGCCCAGCGCCUGCCCUUCUGGAAGCUUCUGCCCGCCCAGCGCCUGCCCUUCUGGAAGCUUCUGCCCGCCCAGCGCCUGCCCUUCUGGAACCUUGGCCCUCGCCGGCGGGUGCCAGGCCUGGCGCUGAGCGCGGGGCCUUCUGGGAGCGCAUCCUGGGGCGGCCUCAGGCCCAGCGGCUCCUGCGGCGCAUGCGCAGCUUCUGGAAGGUUCGGCUUCGAGGUUCAGGCGCCACAGGGACGGCCAGCUCCGCGCGAGAUGACGGUCCUCCUGGCCUUCCUCCUGGCCGUGGGCCUGCCGUGGGUGGAGACCAACGUCACCGAGAUCGGGAGGCAAGGUGGCCUUAUGUGCCACGUCUGCGAGGAAUUCUACAGUUUGUCUUGCACCAAACCCACCAGUUGUGAAACCGACGAUACAUUUUGUGUGACUGUCAUCGUGAGGCGCCGGAGGCUCAGGGCGGGCAGACCCGUGCGCAGCGGUGCCCCUGCGCCCAUGCAGCGGCUGCUGCUGUCUGCUCCCUCAGGGAUGCUGGUGCGUUUCUUCUACGUGUCCCGGCAGUGCACCAGGUCCUGCCCGACGAUCAGGUCCAUCGACAAGCAGGUGGAGCCCUACAAGUCCUACGUCCUCCUGCAGCCGACGCCGUUCCUCUACGCCUCCUGCUGCAACACGCCCCUGUGCAACACCGACAGCCCGUUCAUCAACGACACCGAGUGGAAAUACUACCGCAAGGCGGGGGGCGCCCGCGCCCUGCGCUGCGGCUGUGCCGGGCCGGUGCUGCUCCUGGCACUCGCCGCCAUGUCCCUGGGCCUCAGAGGGCCCUGCGUGCAGGGCCAGCCGGGUGGGCCCUCCAUGGGGGAGCUGUGGCAUUAA